Lineus longissimus is the source of this 3119-nucleotide messenger RNA. RefSeq names its product ras-related protein Rab-7a. The transcript has 5 exons. Gene Ontology annotation, cellular component: late endosome; lysosome; phagocytic vesicle. Lineage: Eukaryota; Metazoa; Nemertea; Pilidiophora; Heteronemertea; Lineidae. The coding region runs from base 152 to 769 and encodes 205 amino acids. The record is from RefSeq and is a predicted model, not a curated record. Gene Ontology annotation, biological process: endosome to lysosome transport; phagosome-lysosome fusion. Gene Ontology annotation, molecular function: GTPase activity; GTP binding.
UGUGGUUAUUUCGUUGUGGAGUUCUGUACCAGCGGCGUGCAUUCUCUCAGUUCCCUGAAGGUGUAUUGAAUCUCAUUCUCUUUGGAAAUCUCAUUUUUGUUACCAGGGUAUCUUCUUUUUCUACUUGUUCCCCUACUGACCUGAAAUCAACAUGACCUCAAGAAAGAAGGUUUUAUUGAAAGUCAUCAUCCUCGGUGACAGCGGUGUUGGCAAGACCUCACUCAUGAACCAGUAUGUAAAUAAGAAAUUCAGCAACCAGUACAAGGCAACAAUAGGUGCUGACUUUCUCACAAAAGAGGUCAUGGUCGAUGACCGGUUAGUCACCAUGCAGAUAUGGGAUACAGCAGGUCAAGAACGUUUCCAGAGUUUGGGCGUCGCCUUUUACCGAGGAGCCGACUGCUGUGUCUUGGUAUUCGACGUCACCAUGCCAAAUUCAUUCAAAACAUUAGACAGUUGGCGAGACGAAUUCCUAAUCCAGGCAAGCCCAAGGGACCCAGAAAACUUUCCAUUCGUUGUCAUAGGAAAUAAGAUUGACUUGGAAAACAGAGCGGUAUCAGCCAAGCGUGCCCAGGGCUGGUGUCACAGCAAGGGAGAUAUUCCAUACUUCGAGACCAGUGCCAAGGAGGCCAUCAACGUAGAACAGGCUUUUCAUACGGUGGCAAAGAACGCGCUCGCACAGGAGACCGAAGUCGAGUUAUACAAUGAAUUCCCUGAACAGAUUAAGUUAACUAAUGAACAGAAGCAACAGAAGGAAGGUUGUGGAUGCUAAUGACAACGUUUCAGUCUUGUAAAGUCAUAGAUAUACAGUAUGAUCCAGAAAACAAUGAUUCUAUUUGCUGAACCACUGAUCAUGUGCUGGGCUCUCACUAUUGUAAGGUGCACUGGUUCAAAUAUGGCGCAAGAUUGACACUUUACAUCUUUGACCAAUCAUAGUCUCUGUUGGUGGACACAGGAUGUUCAGAUCAGCUUGUGCUUUAGUAUCGAGUGACCGGUAUAGGUGUCAUCACUAGUCUGGGCUCGAGGUCUAGGCCUAUCAGUAUCAAGUGACACCGAUUUGACCUCAAAGGCCUAUGGUGCUGAUUGCUGGCUGAAGGCCUCAUUGAUUGUGACUUACGAGUGGUAAUGAUAAGGUUGGAGAUUGUUCAUGUACAUGCAGGCUUUAACCCUUUAAACACUGAGCUGGGAAGCAGAUUGUCAAAUAUGGGGUUCAUGUAUGCUUCUGAAGAUUAUGUGAUUUGAGAAAGGGACCAGAUCGGCAGAACCUUCCUAUCGGGGAUAACAAAAUGAAACUGAGGUGUACGAGUACAGAGGCUUAGUUCCUUAAAAUUGUGUUACCGUCCCUGAGAGAGUUGUUUAUUGCCCUGUUGUAGGAAGCUGCUUCCUAAGAUGAUCUCUUGGUGAGCCAGUUUUUAAAGGGUAAGCGCCGAGUGAGCAUGAAUUCAGUAGUCUUUAAAGCAUGUAGAAUAAGACAUAAUGUACAGUUGUUUGUUAACCUAUAUUCCAUGUCAAUUAUGUCUGAUACACUGGACUCGGGUCUUGUUGAAUUUCUGACAACUCCUUGCUGCCCAAAAUGUUCUCAUUCAACGGAAUAAUCAUAUUUUACUAACUACGGUAGGUUUUAGCUAUCUGGGACAUUGUGAUGAAGUGGAUAUAUGAGCAACGAGCUGAGAGAGAGAUAAAGUCACAGCAGCAAGAAAGUUGGUAACAUAUGAUUUGUUCCUUUGUUUUACAUCUACAUGUAUCUCCUUCUUGAAGAGUGUGAAUCAUCUGCUCCAGAUGCUAAUCUGCUGUCGCCCCUGAUAUGCUCAGGUCGAUGGACAGGGUAAUGACACACACUUGGGAAUAACAUGAUCGGAAGCAUUUAAAACCAAAAUGUAUUAUGAGUUAACUAUACGCGUGCCUGAUGGGUACCCUCUGACCUCCCAUUGGGAGAGUGAUGGGUUAUCUCCAGCGCAAUGGGACCUCGGGGAUAUUGCUGUGCAGCCAGCAAUUAUGUUGAUGGUAUUGUAGUUAAUUUCAGCCUUGCUUGAAGCUUGAAUAUCUAUUCUGAAAUGAGUAACUGUUUUGAACAAAGUCCUUAUUCUAACAAAUUCUUCAAGGAGGAGUUGCAAAUUCUUGUGAUCCACUUGUAUUUCUGGUCUGAUUAUGCUUACUUGCUUUGAUUCAUUGAUGUAGAUAAAACACAGACAAAUGCUCAUCGCGGAAGUGUUCGUUUUGUGAUAAAAAAGUGACACUUUGAUUGUAUCCGUUUUAUGUGCUAGGUGAAUUCUUACUGUGCAAUUUGAUUCUGUCAAUCUAAGCUGGUAGACUUUUGCUAAUCUGUAACACUGUGUUCUGUUGGGGCCACUCUGGUUGUAUCUGUGUAGCGGGUGUUGGGCAGCUGAUCAGUAUUUGAUGCUCAGCAAGAGAGAACAAUAUUGUUUUAAAAAUUAUAAAAUUUCAUUUUGACAAAUCUAACACCAGUGAUAAAGUCUUGUACGUGCCUUAGGCGAAUAUUUCCUUAUAUCUUGUUUAGCAAACCCUCCGACAUGAAAAAGAGCCAAUUUCAAAUUUAAAAUUUAAAAAAAAAAAAUUUUUCCAACCACCGCCUGAAAAAACUUUCAUGAAAAACUGGUAUUUUUUUCUUUUCUUUUUAUUCUGCCCUCCUCUAUACCAUGUUUUCUGCAUGAACUAGACCCUAAAUGGAGGCAAAACAUUAAGAAAUCAAUGCAUUUUAGACUUCAGAACGAUAUUUUAUUCCGGAAAUAAAUUUUAUUUUUAUUUUGUCCUCAGCCCAAUUAUUUUGGUUUAACCAUUUUGUAAAAGUGAUAUUUAGGUAAAAAAUAAAAAAUUUUUUUCCUGACCUCCACUGAAGAUAUUUCAGAAUAUUAGUUCGCUAACUAAACAAGGUAUUAAAAAAAUUUCUCCUUACCAAUACAGAAACGAAUGUAGAAUUUGUGUCAUUGAUAAAAUCUGACUUGCUACACAGAUUCAGUGUGAAGUUGGCUUUGGAACAGUUCUUUCAUUGCGACUAAGCCCAAACUGUAAAUUGUUGAUGUCGCCACGCAUUGUCAACUAUUAUCAAAUGCUAGGUGACUUUGUAUAUAAUUGAAUAAACAUAUAAAUAUAUAUAUAAAUAA